GCAAGGCCAGCCUGACAUAAUCAGGCUUGGGACCCACCAUGAAGCCUGCAUCCACCAAGCCUGGGUCCAGACUCUCAACUUCACAGUCAAAGGUGCCUGCUGCCUCUGCCGCACCUCACCACAGACCUUCAGUACCAGGAACGCCAAAGAGCCAGAGACCUUCAGUACCCAGACCACCAUCUCACCAGGGACCUUCAGUACCCGGAACGCCAACCAGCCAGGGACCUUCAGUACCUGGAACACCAACAUAUCUGCGACCUUCAGUACCGGGAACACCAAUCAGUCAGGGACCUUCAGUACCGGGAACACCAAUCAGCCAGGGAUCUUCAGUACCGGGAACACCGAUCAGCCAGGGACCUUCAGUACCAGGAACACCAUCCCGCCAGCGAUCUUUAGUACGCUCCACACCAUCCAGCUACAGACCCACAGUACGCUCCACACCAUCCAGCUACCGACCCACAGUACGCUCCACACCAUCCAGCUACCGACCCACAGUACGCUCCACACCAUCCAGCUACCGACCCACAGUACGCUCCACACCAUCCAGCUACCGACCCACAGUACGCUCCACACCAUCCAGCCAGCGACCCUCAGUACACUCCAUACCAUCCACUAAGUCCUUGCAGUCAGUGCACAGAGAUCACACUGCGGACAAAUUACCAAGGAAACACACCAAACAUGAGAAAGUGCGGCCGACUCGACCUGCCCCAGUGUCUGAGAAAAUCAAGAUACCGGAAACCGUCAAAAUACAGGAUAAGGACAGGGUCUCAAAAAGAUUCAGAGAUGGCUUCUGUAAUUUUUGCUGCUCAGCCAAUGGGAUGUUGAAGGCCUUGAGGAUGUGCAUUACUGCAGCAUCGGUAUUUUGUUUCGUCAUUGGUGGCGCCCAGGACCUGUUUGUAGCCAUCAUGAUUCAGGAAACCUGCAUCGUCUUAUUUUUUAUUAUAAUCUAUUUGAUAGCCCUUCAACACUUCCUGACCUGUAUCCACUGGCCUCUGCUUGAUCUGAUCAACACUCUCAUUUCAAUGGCAUUUCUUGGAAUAGUUAGCAUAAUAACCAUGACGACAGAAAACAGUGAAAAGAAUCUGACUUUUAUUGGAGGGGUCCUGUGCUUCUCGGCAGCAGUCCUGUGUGUCAUCGAUGCAUUGUUGGUUACCGAAAAGAUGAGGCACAAAGCAAAAAGUUCCCUGGGGAAGAAAACUAAGCCCUCUACUACCCGACGGAGGCAGAAGCAGCGCUGAAGUCACCCAGCCCUCCACAGCAUUUGGCAGAGACUCGAGAUCAUGUCCACCUAUAGAAUCACUCCCUCCAGGCCAUCACGGAGCGCCCAUGCCACGUGAGUGUGACCCUAAAUGCAAGGCUUUUAAGUUGGCAACACUUCCGCGUUUUCAUGUGGCCUUCUGGAAAAGUUGCGAGUUAUACUUCCACUCAAGGUUGACCCAGGAGGUCUGGAGGGAAAGCACCCCAGGGAGUGGGAGCAACAGCCAGAAGCCAGUUACUCCUUUUCAAGGAAGGCCUGGCUAGGACCAGUGGGGCUCAGUGAGCGUGGGUGCACGGACUGCCUGGUUCCCGCUGGACAGAGGAGACCUUGCUGGUGCACGAGAUGAGGUGGGCUCGCGCCAAGGAAGAGCAAGCGUUGGAAUUCUGUAGUUCUAGUGGUCAGUUGAGAGCCUCCCUUGAACAGGUCAGGAGACACCAGGCUCUCCCUUGAGCUGGGCCUAUUCAGGGACGGCAGGCAAGGCUGGGCGGUAGGAAGCUGAGAACUGCUGCUAAUAACUAUGGCCGAAGGUGGCAAGAAGCCCAAGGAAAAAGGCUACAAGUGGGAAUUCAAAGACAGCAAUAAAGACUUCUGGACGCAGGGACA
This is a messenger RNA of Rattus norvegicus (Norway rat), 1861 nucleotides long. It is a transcript of the gene Cmtm1, whose product is annotated as CKLF-like MARVEL transmembrane domain containing 1. Gene Ontology annotation, cellular component: membrane. Bases 39 to 1238 code for a protein of 399 amino acids. The transcript is spliced from 4 exons. NCBI's taxonomy places the organism in Eukaryota, Metazoa, Chordata, Mammalia, Rodentia, Muridae. The record is from RefSeq and is marked provisional.